AUGCCUCAUUUAAACCCGGCCCCCUGAUUUGCAAUUUUACUAUUCUCAUGACUGGUAUUCCUUACCAUCAUCCCAACUAAAGUAAUAAGUCAUACAUCACCUAACGAACCGAUUACUCUGGACUCCGAAAAACACAAAACUGAACCCUGAAACUGACCAUGGCAAUAA
Messenger RNA from Triplophysa rosa, 168 nucleotides. The record is from the annotation of a RefSeq genome assembly. Lineage: Eukaryota; Metazoa; Chordata; Actinopteri; Cypriniformes; Nemacheilidae.